AUGGGAAACAAUUCAUCCAGCAAAGUUGAUCCAACAAUCCUUACACCAAAAGCCAUUCAAAUGCUCAAAGCAAACACAAACUUCACCGAAGAACAAAUCCGUGAAUGGCAUGCUGGUUUCUUACGUGAUUGCCCAAAUGGUAAAUUAUCCAAAGACCGAUUUGUCGCCGUCUACGAACAAUUCUAUCCAGGAGGCAAAGCUAAAGAUUUCUGUAAAUACGCUUUCGCUACAUUCGAUCGUGAUAACAAUGGAACAAUUGAUUUCACCGAAUUCAUGCUCGCUAUUGCUUUGACACAAUCAGGUGAUCUUGAUGAACGUCUUGCAUUAGCCUUCGACAUGUACGACUACAACAACACUGGAACAAUUGACACCAACGAAAUGGCCAAAGUUAUUGCCGCUAUGUACGAUCUUAUCGGUGAAACUGAUCGCAAAGUUGACACCAACGAAAUGGCCAAAGUUAUUGCCGCUAUGUACGAUCUUAUCGGUGAAACUGAUCGCAAAGGUGAUCGCGAUCCAAAACACCGCGCCGAAGAAAUUAUCCGCAUCUGUGAUGUAACUGGAAACAAAAAAUUAACCAAAGAAGAAUUCGUCGCCGGUUGCAAAAACGAUCCAGUCAUUCGUCGUUUACUCGUUCCAAACGCUUAA
Molecule: messenger RNA, 645 nt
Organism: Adineta ricciae
Lineage: Eukaryota; Metazoa; Rotifera; Eurotatoria; Adinetida; Adinetidae
Source: the annotation of a GenBank genome assembly